Cyprinus carpio (common carp) is the source of this 1693-nucleotide messenger RNA. Its product is annotated as low density lipoprotein receptor adapter protein 1-B-like. Lineage: Eukaryota; Metazoa; Chordata; Actinopteri; Cypriniformes; Cyprinidae. Gene Ontology annotation, cellular component: early endosome. The record is from RefSeq and is a predicted model, not a curated record. The transcript has 9 exons. The coding region runs from base 194 to 1111 and encodes 305 amino acids.
UUUACAUACUAAGCCCCGCCCGCCGUGGCGAACAUGUUCAUACAUCCACCCGGGAUCAUCCGCGGAAAAGGAAGAAAUUACUGGCUGUCAGAAAAGUUUUCCUGCGGGGAGAGGAUCGGGCUCGAUCGGACCGAGGACAACCGGAGGAUCGCGCUCUCAGGAUUAUUAAUUGUCGCAAUAAACUGUAUUCAUCAUGGACGCGCUAAAAUCAGCCGGACGCGCGAUCAUUCGCAGUCCCAGUCUGGCGAAACAGUCCUGGAGCUCUGGAAAACAUAAAAAGCUGCCAGAGAACUGGACAGACACGCGGGAGACGCUGCUGGAGGGAAUGGUCUUUCAGCUGAAGUAUCUGGGCAUGACGCUAGUGGAGGAACCCAAAGGAGAAGAGCUCUCAACCGCUGCUGUCAAGAGAAUCGUUGCCACAGCUAAAGCUGGUGGGAAGAAGCUUCAGAAGGUGACGCUGAAGGUUUCUCCUCGAGGGAUUGUUCUCUACGACAGUGUAUCAAGCCAGCUAAUAGAGAAUGUGUCCAUAUACAGGAUAUCAUACUGCACGGCUGAUAAGAUGCAUGAUAAAGUGUUUGCCUACAUCGCUCAGAGUCAACGCAAUGAAACGCUGGAGUGCCACGCAUACCUCUGCACCAAGAGGAAAGUGGCUCAGGCGGUGACGUUAACGGUGGCUCAGGCUUUCCGUGUGGCGUUUGAGUUUUGGCAGGCUGCUAAAGAAGAGAAAGAGAAGCAGGUGAAAUGUGGAUCAGAUGGAGAGGCGGCCAGCAGCUCUCAGUCCGAGAGUUCAGCCAGUCUGGGCAGCACGAGAGGAGGAGAGGUGGCCACUGGGGAUCUACUGGACCUUGAAUGUGGAGUAAAAGAUCACUCAGGAAAAGACGGCACACACCCGGCACAGAACCUCAGCACAGAGAACAACAACACUGUAUGGGAACUUGAGGAUGGUCUAGAUGAGGCUUUCUCAAGCCUCGCUGAGUCUCGCACUAACCCCCAGAUGCUGGACAUUGGGGUAAACCCUCAGGACUACAACCCUGAAGAGUGCUUGUCGCCUAGCAACUGGGACAAAGCUGAUGCUGAGGCUGCAGACGCAGAGGACGCGUUCGGAUUCUGAUCAACGGUUCGCGGGAUGAACGAGCUGAUGAAAUGACACAAAGGGAAUCCAGCUCGUCUCACCGUAGCUGAUACCGGCUUUGAGUUGACAUGCGGUUCGGCAAACCAUACGGAUGACUUCAACAAAAGCACAGACCAAAGCAAUACAGAAUAUAUAUAUAUAUUUUCCCCAAAUUACUUUUAAGUAUAUUGACAUUUAAAAUUUUCUGUUACUUCCCAUAAGUUGCUUUUCUUUUCUUUCUUUUCUUUUUUUGUAUGUGUAUGAAUUUAAAAUAUAUGUGUAUGACAAUAACUGUAUAAUAUUUGCUCAUUUAUUAUUAUAAUUUUUUUUUUUUUUAAUGGAUUUGAUUGCUGAGAAGAGCUUUGCAAUUCUAUGCAGGGGUAAUGCAUACUAAGUUUCCUGAUGUUUGAGGUUUGUGUGGAGUUGGAUUGUGUUUUUAAUGGUUUUGUAUACACGAGUCGUCUGCCCUCAGAUGUGUGAAAAUAAAAGGUAAACAUUACAGCAUACAAUAAUGGACAAAAAAAAAGCUAUUUAAAUGAGACAAUCUUAUUUUUUUCUAUUAAAAUUUAUUUUUGCACUCCU